This is a messenger RNA of Fukomys damarensis (Damara mole-rat), 314 nucleotides long. Its product is annotated as zinc finger protein 124. NCBI's taxonomy places the organism in Eukaryota, Metazoa, Chordata, Mammalia, Rodentia, Bathyergidae. The transcript has 3 exons. Gene Ontology annotation, biological process: regulation of DNA-templated transcription. The coding region runs from base 120 to 314 and encodes 64 amino acids. The record is from RefSeq and is a predicted model, not a curated record.
GUGCGGAAGUGCUUUCCUGAAGACUGAUCUGCUCGCGGGGUGAUGCUCCCCGGCCUUCUGUGGCUUCUCCUUGCUGCGGUCUACACAGGAGUGACCCGGGGAGACCCAGAAGCCACGCAAUGGAGGCAGUGACCUUUGAGGAUGUGGCUGUGAACUUCACCAUGGAGGAGUGGGCUUUGCUGGAUCCAUCCCAAAAGAAGCUCUAUAGAGAUGUGAUGUGGGAAAACUUUAGGAACCUGGCUGCUAUAGGAAAAUCCAGGGAUAACCAGGAAGUUGAAGAGGAAUACCAAAAUUACUGGAGAAACCUAAGGUAA